Messenger RNA from Neohortaea acidophila, 1693 nucleotides. RefSeq lists its product as uncharacterized. The record is from RefSeq and is a predicted model, not a curated record. NCBI's taxonomy places the organism in Eukaryota, Fungi, Ascomycota, Dothideomycetes, Mycosphaerellales, Teratosphaeriaceae. Bases 174 to 1499 code for a protein of 441 amino acids. The transcript has a single exon.
CUUCCCUUCUGAUCAUGUUAAAAACAUGCAGAGAAUGAUAUGACCAGAAUUAACGUGUACUAGAUCGAAGAGACGAAUGCUACAUCUAUUGACCCGGCUGCCUGUGAGUCUGUACUUCAACACAAUGCGACUACACUCGCACUGAACCAUCACACGAGCAAUCGUUCCUCAUCAUGGCUGAGAACGACUGUCCUGUGCCAGAAGUCGGCGAAGCACUUCGUCCAUAUAUCAAACCAAGACACGAAGUAGCCGCAAUCCGGAACGAUUUGCAACACUACUUGGCAGCUCAACUCCAAACGGACGGCCUUCCACUGCACGCAACAGCUCUUCUCCAACCACUGACAACCGACCCUGGCCCUCCUCCACCAUCCCUAAGCGGAGUCCGCAAAGCCUACUGGAAAGCUCUACAAGCACACGCCCAAGCGCAAUCCAAAUGCGACUCUCUUCGAGCCGAGCUCGAGCAACUCAAGCAUCGGAGAUCCUCGGACGUCACUGGCGCAGACGCUCGAUCGGCAGCUUCGGUGAAUGAGACUUACAUCCCACUGUUGCGGCAGAAGGAGAAGCAGCGGAAGCUCAAGGCAGUCGAAAGCGCUUAUCUGCAGAUUCAUGCUACGGGCGAGGACUUGUCCUCAACUAGCUCUGUGGACGACGUGGUGAAGAAGCACAUCGGCGAGCUACCGAACCCACCCAGCGCUCAGCUACCUUUCGGCCAACCUGAUUCAGAAGCGGAAGCAAAGAUUCUAGAAUUGAAGAAGGCACUCAUCUCCUCUACGCACAGAGCCGACGAGCGCAGAAAGGACAUGGCUUCAUCGGCGCUGGAUCGUACACCGGACUUCUCACCUCGCGCUCAAAUCGCCGGACUACAAGCCGCCCUGCACACGCUGACAACAUGGAUGGAAACCCAACUAGCAACAAUCUCGAGCGCGGAGCCCAGCACCCCAGCUAUGGAGCACAGCACAACAAACAACUCUCCCCAUCCCACCCCCAGGCCCGCCGACAUCGAAAGACAGUACGCAAAAUACAUCGAAGCCCGCAAACGGCUAACAGCCCUGCUCAACAAUCCUCCAACUCCACCACCAGAAUCAGACACAACCACCCUCCUCCAAUCGCCAACCAGCACCCAGAAAAAAGACCCAACCCAUCUCCCCCAAUCAGCCCCCGAAAUCAUCCUCCCCCACCUCCCCACCCUCACAAAAGCAAAACAGAAAGAACACCACCUCACGCACCAAACGGCCCUCACCCGCCGCCACCUCGCGCUCGCAGAAGCAGAGACAGCCCGCCUAAUGCAACGUCUAGCAGACGAGAGCCACCUCGUGGAAGCCGGGAGGUCGCAAACGCCGCGGGGCGAGGAGUGGGCUCGCGCGGCGGGAGAAGCGGGCGACGCCACGGCCGAGUUUGUUCGUGGGCGGGUGCAAGUUGGGGAGAAGGCGGUGGGAGGGGCGAGGGGGGCGUUGGAGGGGAUUGAGGGGUUGCCGGGGAUUGUGGAGCGGGUUUUUUAGGGGGGUGGGUAAGGGUGGAGUUUUGUUUCAUGCGUGUGGCGGGCGGUAUGAAGCCGUGUUCCGUCCUUAUGCUAGACAGUUCACUUGAUACGAGCACGCAAUGUAAGAACCGCUCUAUAGAUAAACCACCCAGCCCAUCGCCCAAUACCCGAGAUAAAAACGAAGAAAUCAAAGCGAUUCGCUUUCUUGCUUGC